AUGUCUGAAACUGUUAAAUCCACCAAUGUCUCUGACUAUCGAAACUGGGACCUAAUUGCUAAGUCGGAAUAUAGAUUUGAGCUAGAGGCAAACACGUCACUCGCUAUUAGGUUGACUUCUGGAACUGCUGAAGUCUAUGGGGCCGAACUUGCACCCGGAAGAUCACCUUCUACAGAGUAUACUUCUGACGAAACUCCUAUGGUACCAUUAAUCAAUAUCCAUACGGCAUUCGAGCAGAUGCGAAUACUCGCGUACCGUGCUCUAACAGCGAAUCAGCCAGAAACUGCCAAAUCACGUCCUCCUCGAGUACUCGUGCUUGGUCCUGAAAAUUCAGGAAAAACUAGUGCUUGUAAAAUAUGGUGCAAUUACGCGAUUAGAGGGCGCAGUUGGUGCCCGACGCUUGUUAAUCUUGACGUUAGCGAUGGAGGUUGGACAAUACCUGGAACAGUCUCCGCAUGUCCACUGUCCUCUGCAAUUCCUACUUGUACACCCGCAAACCCGUUUGGGGCGACCGCCACAUCUGCUCCAACCGCGUUGAGUUCUUCGGCCUUACUCCCGGUGGUGCACUGGUUCGGCCAUUCAGAUGCGAAACGUAACCAGCAACUUAUCGAAAAACUAAUCCGCACCCUGGCAGACGGCGUCAAGCAGAAGUUUCAACAAGACCACACCUUGAAUGCAUCAGGAUUGAUUAUUGAUACUCCAGCCGCAUUUUCUACUUCUAACGCUCAGGGAGAUAGCAAAUACAACUUGAUCAAAACAUGCGUAGAGGUCUUUGACGUCAAUACGAUUCUUGUGAUGGGCCACGACAAACUCAGUGUUGAACUUCAGAGGGUCUUUGGAGGUUCUAGUGGCAUCAAUGUGUUAAAGGUGCCAAAAUCAGGCGGCGUGGUUGAGCUGGAUUAUGCAUAUCAGACGAGGGUGAUAGCGUCGCAAAUCCGUGCAUACUUCUAUGGAACUCCUCUGUACCUUCCUCCUUCUAUGAAUCCUGCGACUGCUCAACUUGGAGGGGAAGCGACAACGGAAACGACACUGUCACCCUUCUCAAUAACUUUGAAUGCAAGUGAUCUUCAAAUAUAUAGGAUCGGAAGUACUGUGCUUGUGCCGAGUUCAGCGUUGCCCAUUGGUGCGACAAGGGCUAUAGGUGAAAUUCAACCUGUACGAGUCGAUGUUGAAUCUGGAGGAAUUCUUCACAGCGUUUUGGCACUACUAGCACCAUUCGAUUCACCGCCUUCGGACCAAAUGCUUCUUCAGCAAGAAGUCAAUGGAUUCUUGAUUGUCACUGCGAUUGAUAUCCCCCGGCGAAAGAUUACUGUUUUAGCACCAAGUCAGGUGUCAUUGGAUGGGGAUUUCGAUCCUUUGGUCAAAUCAGAAGAGAAAGACGCCUCAUACCAUCUAUUGGGUACCACCGAUAAUGACGGUGAACGUACGAUUCAAGCGCACCGCUCAGAAUCCGACAAUCGAGGUAAUAAUACCGUUGACUCAUCACAGACCGAAGUUUCGAAGAGCAUGUAUGUCACUAAACUACUUGAGAUGAUUGACACCGUCUUGGAACACGAAUCUCAUCUAUUCAACUCUUCUGAAAUUGCAAUUCUAAACGGUAUUAAGCACGCCAACUACUUCCAACAGUAUCUCAUUUCACGCUUGGUUCAACGGAAACGAGGCAAAUGGCUUCGCUUCGAUCAACUGAAGGAAAGCUAUGCUUCGGAAUUUUGCAAGUUUGUGGUUGAGGCUGAGGUACCUAGAACCAUGGCCGAUACUCUCUUAGACCUUUCAGGCUACUUCCACUCAAAAGACUCUCCUCCUAUUUUAUCCGCUCAAACGGAUGUGAUCGACCUUACACUGGACAGCGAUGACGAGGACACUUGCGCUCCAACUCUCAACACAUCCGGUAACCCCGCCUCGGGUGAUGGCGCUUCGGCUCUGACUACUCGUGUCGAACCGCCGCCUGAGUCAGUUGUUUUUCUGGAAGAUACUAGUGCGGCUACUCCUGCUCAACUACUCGAAUGUCUGAAUAUUGAAGAGUUGAAACUUAUGGGGAAACGGUUGAAGAUUCCUUCAAAGUCUAAAUCAACUCGUGAUGAUUUGGUAAAGGCUAUCCUGCACUCGACCUCCACGCAAACUACGUUGCCAUUCGCUACCGCUAGAAAAACUUCCAAUCCCACCUUAAAAAGGCAUGCUAACGAUUGGCAAGCAUUGUUCCCAUUUAAACCUCCCCAAGUUUCUGGAAAAGUACAAAACUUACCUCUUCAAGAACGCCGAGUACGAGAGAUGUGUAGAGAACUCUAUGGUGCAUGCUUCAGACUCCUGGAACAUGUUAUCCAGACAUUACACUUAGUGAGUGUGGUCUAUUUCCGAAGCACUGAGCAAUCCGAAGCUAAUUCGAUUAUGCUUUCAGCUAUUUUAUCGCUAGCAGGAAAACGCAAUUACCCUAUAUACGAGUAUAAACGAACAGCAGAUGUUUUUCCAGCACGUAGCGACUUACUAAGAUACAUGGAGAUAUCUCUACUUUUGAACGAAGUCGAGAACAUACUUGCUGGAGCUGGCCAACCUCAAGGAGCGAAGUUUGACCGACUGAAAGCCUCUCAAGAUGUUGUCGACAUCUGGGGCUCUCAUUCGGAUAGAUGGAACCUGUUGGUUGCGUACUUAAAAGAUAAAUCACACCGUGAGAGGGGUCUAGAGAGGUUUGAAGAAGGCUAUCUCUUGACUCGACUAGCCUAUAAGGCCGCAGAAUGCUUUGGAGCGCUGAAAAGGUACGAUAUGGAGGCCAAACUUCUUGCAGCGUUGCUUCGCCAAACCAGGUGGAGGCGAAGCAAACGAGGUCGUUGGUACGACCGAAUGGCCCUCAUUUAUACCAAAUAUAUGGGUGGGGGAGAGGCAAACCUUCGCCAAGCACGAGACUAUUUACAAAUAGGGCUCAAGGACGAACUAGUAUUCAUAGGCAGUCGCCCUAUGCUACUACGCCGCCUGAAAAGGCUAGAAAAGCAACUUCGUUUGCCCCUGGACGAGCAGUAUGUGUGUGAGGAUGAUCUCAAGGUGGCUGUAGAAGUCCAAAUUGAAGGCAGUAGAGUAUACACCCCACAAACAUCAACUUCACCAUCCAAGAAUCCCGAAAGUCCACCCAAAAUCUCCCCAUCCCCAAUGGAUAAAGCUAUUAUGAUGCAUUUUAGUGGCUCCCCCUCAUCGUCACUACCCAUAACUAAUAAUAACCAACGGUCCAAGUGGACGGGUAAAUCAAUAUGGGCCGGCAAAGAGGGCGAGGUAAACGUAGAAACCCUUGCCCUCGAAUACUAUGCAGGCCUCGGCUUUAGAGGGUUUCAUUCAGAAGGUGCUAUUGUGUCGACGUUAUUUGGUUUCCUCUUUUGGGACAUUCUGUUUGCACCCAUCCCAGGAGCGUUUGAGACACCUUAUCAAUCCGCGCCUCUGGAUCUCGUACACGAUUCUUUUUUCAGCUCGCGGGAAGAGCUUAUCAAUACUAGACUUGGAGAAUUAAAGAACACAGCUAGCGCAGCGCGUCGGAUCGUCCAAACUGUUUAUUCCCGCGAAAGGGAUCGUGAGCCAUGGUGUAUUGGGGUGCGAUGGGAUCUGUUCGAGCACGAAAAUGAUUUACUCGAAAUCGUCGAGUGCCUAGGAGGCCCUGCCUUGGCUGCUAUAUGCCGCCUACUCGCUGAAGAGUAUGGUUCUCGAAGGGGUGGUGUUCCCGACCUUUUUGUUUGGAACUCUGCCGAGAAGACAUGCAAAUUUGUCGAAGUCAAAGGCCCUGGUGACAACCUUUCCGAAACACAAAAAGUUUGGAUCGAUGUACUACUGGGCGCGGGCGUCAAUGUCGAGCUAUGUCGCGUGUACGAGUACGGCAAAAUACCUCCACGUACUGUUCGGAAUAAGAACAAAACGAAGGAAGUUUCUAAGCGGCGUCCGACGAGCCACAAACAAAGCCCCGAGGAGUCCAAACCCGCAGCUGAAGAGAAUGAUCAUAAAUCUAAUUACGAUUCGGAGGAAAUGGACGAAAUACAGAGCUCGAGUGAAGAUCAGGCGGGCACGAACACAGGCAGAGACUCUACUGCCCAUCAGGAUCAGGAUGACAUUACACACAUAGACCGACCUUCGGAUCCGGCCGUCCUCUCAAACAUUUGUGGCCCUUCCUUGGAUAAAUCCUCAUCAUCCCUUGUCGAACCCCCUAAACUAUUGGACGAAGGUGAAGAUACAAUUUAUCAAACACACCAUGCACAUACAACUCUGCUUCGGCCCAUUACUUCUAUACCAGCCCCGCUGCUUCCGACGGGUUCAAAUAAAUCAAACUUAGAGAAUCUCUGUUCGACAAUUGCUGGUGUUGCCAAGCGCGCUCGAACGUUGGUCCAAGAGACGGUGAUACUGGAGAAGCCCCAAACCGCCCAACACCAGUCUUCGGCUAGAGACACUACUCUGAGUCCCGCAUUGGAGCCCGGACCGAUUCAAAUUUUGGAGUCACAUCGAUCACACCAUUCAGACACCACUCUCGAAGUCCGAAUAGAGCCUCAGUUUAUGGAACGUCCGAUGUCCAGCCCUCAAAAGAGACCUAUGUCAAGCAACAAAGAAUCUCAAAAUGUACCCAAAGGUACCCCAGCUAAGAAGAAGGUCAAAGAGGAAGAAGUCAGCCCGAGCAGCCAUUUUUCAACAGCAAGCACACCUACACCGAAACGAAAGUACAAACGAUCAAUGACGCAUACACCUGCACGGAGGGUAGUGUCGACUUCGGCUAUGGCUGAUACAACAAAGAGCGUGCCUCGGACGACGACGACGCGGAUAAAACUACUCGAACUCUUCGAAAACGAAGGCGUACGAUGA
Molecule: messenger RNA, 4821 nt
Organism: Rhizoctonia solani
Lineage: Eukaryota; Fungi; Basidiomycota; Agaricomycetes; Cantharellales; Ceratobasidiaceae
Product: mRNA cleavage and polyadenylation factor CLP1
Exons: 18
Coding region: 1-4821 (1606 amino acids)
Biological process (GO): mRNA 3'-end processing; interstrand cross-link repair
Cellular component (GO): mRNA cleavage factor complex; nucleus
Molecular function (GO): flap-structured DNA binding; 5'-flap endonuclease activity; 5'-3' exonuclease activity
Source: RefSeq, a predicted model, not a curated record